Aspergillus brunneoviolaceus CBS 621.78 is the source of this 1562-nucleotide messenger RNA. RefSeq names its product enoyl-[acyl-carrier-protein] reductase. The transcript is spliced from 2 exons. Gene Ontology annotation, molecular function: trans-2-enoyl-CoA reductase (NADPH) activity. Gene Ontology annotation, biological process: fatty acid metabolic process. The record is from RefSeq and is a predicted model, not a curated record. Gene Ontology annotation, cellular component: mitochondrion. NCBI's taxonomy places the organism in Eukaryota, Fungi, Ascomycota, Eurotiomycetes, Eurotiales, Aspergillaceae. Bases 288 to 1562 code for a protein of 424 amino acids.
GUGUACAGAGUACGUAUUCCGUACGGAGACUGCAGCUGGAAAAGUCAUACCCGCAACGCUGUCUCUCCAGCUCCGUCGGCCCGAAGAGGAAACGACGUCAUGCACAUGCUAUCUCUUUCUUUCGCUCUCCCUUCCCCUGGCUUUGCUCUCUCCCCCAGGAAACCGACGAAGUGCUUCAGAAUCAUCUACAAUAUAUCACAACGUGAGGAUUGACUCUGUACGUCACAAUAUAUCACAACUUGAGGAUUGACUCUGUACGUCGGAGAAUAUUGUUCGACCCUGUCAAUAUGCUCUCCAACAGCUUGGUACGGUCAGCGUUCGGUGCUUCCCGCAGCCGCGUCGGAGGACUGAGUUCCAGAGUCAGAGUCUCUGCGUCGCUCACUGCGCCGACGCAAAAUCAAUGGCAAGAAUUCAAUUGCCGUCACUCAGUGGAGAGCAAAAGGUGGAUCUCGGUCUACGGGUACACCCAGGCUAAGGCCCUCGUUUAUUCUCGUUACGGGGAACCUAAGGAUGUUCUGCAGCUUCACAAGCAUUCUAUAUCGGCGCCCCAUGGAACCCAAGUCAACCUUCGUCUACUUGCUGCUCCGCUAAAUCCAGCUGAUGUGAACCAGAUCCAAGGCGUCUAUCCGAGUAAGCCACCCUUCCAGACAUCGCUUGGUACACAAGCACCGUGCGCUGUAGCCGGUAACGAAGGCGCGUUUGAGGUCAUCGCUACGGGCUCACAUGUCACCAACCUCAGCAAGGGAGAUUGGGUGGUAAUGAAGCAGACUGGACAGGGGACCUGGCGCACUCACGCUCAGAUGGACGAGUCUCAACUGAUCAGAAUCGAAAAUAAGGAAGGCCUGACCCCGCUUCAGAUCAGUACCGUCAGCGUGAAUCCUGUGACCGCGUACCGGAUGAUCAAGGAUUUUUGUGACUGGGACUGGAUGCGCGCUGGGGAAGAAUGGUUGAUUCAAAAUGGAGCAAAUAGCGGUGUUGGACGAGCUACCAUCCAACUGGCGCGAGAAUGGGGCAUCAAAACACUAAAUGUUGUGCGGGAACGGAAGACGCCCGAGGAGACCGAAAAAUUGAAGCAGGAACUGCGUGACCUGGGCGCGACGGCCGUAGUGACAGAAGCCGAGCUGCUCUCCGGCGAAUUCAAGAAUCUUGUGCAUGAUCUUACACGCAAGGGGAGGGAGCCAAUCCGGUUGGCCCUGAACUGCGUUGGCGGGAAAAGCGCGACUGCGCUAGCCAAAACGCUUGCACCGGGCUCGCGUCUAGUCACAUAUGGAGCCAUGUCGAAGCAGCCGGUUGCCCUGCCAUCCGGUCUGCUCAUAUUCAAGGAUCUUGUUUUUCAUGGUUUCUGGGUCAGCAAAUGGGGCGACAAGAACCCACAGCUCAAGGAAAACACUAUCAAUGAUGUGUUGCAGUUGACCCGGACAGGCAAGUUCAAGGAUAUUCCCGUGGAGGAGCUUAAAUGGCGUUGGGACACAGAGUGUGCGGAGCUUGUAGGGGGCGUGCAGGAAACACUCAGUGGCUUCCGGAGUGGAAAGGGCUUGCUCCGGUACGAGGCAGAGGAAUGA